Nelumbo nucifera (sacred lotus) is the source of this 2045-nucleotide messenger RNA. RefSeq names its product cytochrome P450 736A117-like. The record is from RefSeq and is a predicted model, not a curated record. Gene Ontology annotation, molecular function: heme binding; iron ion binding; monooxygenase activity. Lineage: Eukaryota; Viridiplantae; Streptophyta; Magnoliopsida; Proteales; Nelumbonaceae.
AACCUCACACCACAUCCCACCCUGGAUUGCGAGAUGUUCCGAUGUGCGGUCCGGGCAUGCUGUGAUGAAGGGUUCUCAUUUUCAUAUACAAACAUGGUCGCUACAGAUUCUAUUUCCCUUCACAGAACACCUGGUGGACGUGAAAAAGAUAAUUCAGCCAUAGAAAGGACACGUAAAGCUACGGUGAUAGGAAUUAAAACCAUUAUAAAUUAGGUGGGAAGGAUAGCCUUUUUGGCCGGAGUUGUGAGGCAGAGAGAAGAGAAAAAUGAGUCCUUGGCUACAACGAUUGUGGCCGGACGGCCGACAAGGCAUCUUCCUUGGUACCCUCCCUUUGUCUCUCAUCUUCCUCCUUUCCUCCAUCUUUCUCUUUCUGUUCAGUUUAGGUUACAGAAGUCGAAUCAAGAGUCACAACCUACCACCUUCUCCAUUCCGGCUUCCGGUCAUAGGGAACCUCCACCAACUGGUUUCGACCUCGCACCGUGAUCUUCACUCCCUCGCACAACGCCAUGGCGCGCUUAUGCUUCUUCAUCUGGGCAACUCACCAACCUUAGUGGUGUCGUCGGCCGACACAGCUCGAGAGAUCAUGAAAACACAUGAUCUCAUCUUCUCCAGCAGACCCAAGAGGAGCAACAGUUGGCGUCUUCUGUACAAUCACAAGGAUGUGGCACUUGCACCUUACGGCGAGUACUGGCGUCAGAUCCGUAGAAUCUGUGUUCUCCAGCUUCUUAGCGUGAAGAGGGUUCAAUCAUUUCAACCGGUGAGAGAGCAAGAGACGGCUCUUUUAAUCGAGAACAUCCAACGCUCCUGUUCUUCCUCACCUUCUUCCUCGGCUUUGGUCAACCUGAGCGAUGCGCUGGUUUCUCUCACGACCGAUGUAAUCUGCAGGGUUUCCUUCGGAAGGAAAUACAGUGGAGGCGGGGAGGGUUCGAAGAAGUUUAAGCAGAUGUUGAAAGAACUCAUGUAUCUAUUGGGAGUUUUCAACGUCGGACACUUCAUCCCAUGGCUUGCUUGGGUGGAUUACAUUAGUGGUUUGAAUGCAAGAGCGGAAAAGUGCUUCAGAGAAAUGGAUUGUUUUCUGGAACAAGUAAUUGAAGAACAUAUUCAUCAAGGCAAUAAGACUGGUGGUGGUGAAGAAGACUUGGUAGACGUUUUGCUUGCGAUAGCCAAGGAUAAGACGAUUGGUAUUCCUAUUGAGAGAGACAACAUCAAAGCUAUCAUGCUGGACAUGUUUGUCGCAGGAGCUGACACUACACAUACAGCCAUGGAAUGGGCAAUGGCGGAGCUCUUAAGACAUCCAGAAGUGAUGAAGGAAUUGCAGGAAGAGGUGAGAAAUACGAGUAGUGGCAAACCCUAUGUUACAGAGGAGGAAGUAGAGAAAAUGCAAUACUUGAAGUUGGUUAUAAAGGAGACCCUAAGACUACAUCCUCCAGUUCCUUUGUUGGUACCAAGAGAAUCGACCCAAGAUGUCAAGAUAGAAGGAUACAACAUUCCAGCCAAAACAGUGGUGCUUAUCAAUGCUUGGGCAAUUGGAAGAGAUCCUGCAUCAUGGGAAGAACCAGAGAAAUUUCAACCAAAGAGGUUCCUGACUUCUGCUAGUAACCUAAAUAUUGACUUCAAAGGAAAUGAUUUCCGGUUAAUUCCCUUUGGAGCAGGCAGGAGGGGAUGUCUAGGAAUUCAGUUUGCAAUGGUUGCCAAUGAACUUGUACUAGCUAAUCUUCUGCACAAAUUUGAUUGGAAAUUACCUGGUGGAUCCAGCGGAGAGGAUUUAGAUAUGACAGAAGCUUCAGGGACCACAGCUCACAAGAAGCACCCACUCGUUGCAGUUGCAAUUCCUCACCAAUGUCAAAUAUGAAUUAUAUAGUCCACAUGUAAAACAAAAGCAACAGAUGUAUGUGGAGAGAGAGAGAGAGAGAGAAGGGGGGGUGUUGUCAGGAUAAGGUUAAUGUAUACCCCGUCCCGUAUAUUGAUGUUACUGGUUAAAUAAAACAAUUCUAAUUAUAUUACUACCAAUAAUAAAUAAUUAUAGUGGGCCCCAUUUUGAUUUA